Molecule: messenger RNA, 978 nt
Organism: Dermatophagoides pteronyssinus (European house dust mite)
Lineage: Eukaryota; Metazoa; Arthropoda; Arachnida; Sarcoptiformes; Pyroglyphidae
Product: surfeit locus protein 1-like
Cellular component (GO): membrane
Source: RefSeq, a predicted model, not a curated record
AGGACCAAAAUUAAAAUCACUCUGAAAACGAAAUUGUUUUUGAUGAACAAAAUCAAAAAGAAUGAAUACAUUAUUGUUAAAUUGUCGAUCACUUACCGGAAAAAUUAUUCAGAUUCAUAUAGUUUCUACUUUUAAGCCAUCAGUAAAUCAUGUUCAAUUUUAUCGUUAUUUUAAUACAAAAAAUAAACCACCAACCAACAAUUAUAAAAGACAGAAUUGGACCAUUAUGGAUAAUAUGAUCAAUGCAGCUCGUAAUAUCUGGAUAGUGCCAUUAACAUUAGCUAUUCACGCCGGAAUAAAGCAAUAUCAAAACGAUUCGCAAAAGCCUGAUUCAAUUUUGACGAUCGAAAAUUUGGAUAAAAUUCCACCUGUAGAUUUACCUAAUGAGCCUGAAGAAAUACAAAAACUAAUGUAUCGAAAGGUCAAAUUACGUGGAUAUUUUGAACAUGAUAAAGAAUUUCUUCUCUCACAAAGAACGAAUUUUCAAUUUUCCGAUGCCCUUGUAUCUCCAUUGAAUCGAUCUGGCUAUUAUGUAUUGACACCAUUCGUGCUGGAAAAUGGUCGCCGUGUUCUAGUCAAUCGUGGUUGGGUUUCGGAAUACCGUAAAAAACCCGAAUCAAGAGAGUCUGGACAAGUACAGGGUACUGUUGAAUUGGAUGCCUAUGUAACAUUUAAUGAAAAAAUGGAUUUAGUCACCAAGAUGCGUACAAUGUCCUGCAAAUAUUUUUAUUUGUAUCGUUCGGAAAUGUUAGAUAAUAACUUGGAUAUGGAUAAACUAGCUGAGAAACUUCAAGUAGAACCAUUCGCCUUAUUUGUUGCGGACAAAAAAAGUACUCACAAAAUGGGUCCAAUUGGUGGCCAAAUAUCUUUCACAAGUGAUUAUGAUUUUUUUCAACAAUAUCAAAAAGUUUUCAGUUAUUUAUUGUUAGCGUUGGUUAUGUAUAUCAUAUUUUAAUAAUAAUUCAUUCAUACAUGUGA